UUUUCUGUGGGAGGAGCCAGGAACUUCAGGCCCCGCCUCCCAAAUCUCGCCGCCUCUCAGCUCAAAACUCAUGGAGCGCGCGUGUCUCCAGGACAACUCGACAUAAACAAAGCAUUUCCGCUGGGAAUAAGAGCCCAUGGUGUCAUUCUCCUCUCAGAGUGUCUUCAGUACUCACCUGAGAAAAGCAGACACUUGAGAAUGCCUACAGGAACCAAGAAGUCCAAGUCCCAUAGUGCCAAACCUAGGAAAAAGAGUGACAAAAAGCGACUAUCUAAGAAAAGGUCAGCGAGCACUACAUGCACAAAGCCAGCAGUGGAUAUUCUGAGCCCAGCUGCCAUGGAGAACGCCUACUACAUUUCCCACAAUGCAGUAGACUGCCUGGAGUUCAGAGGUUUUGGCUGGCCUGAAGCCACUAAGAAAAAAGGAAAGGGACUCAAGAAAAAAACAAAAAAACAAAAAUGAGGAAGAGAGAACCAGUCUUACUGUGAAUUACAAAAAUAUCAGCCGUAGAUAUUCUGUUUAUGAUUCUGUCAGGUACAUCAAUUCUGAAUCAAUGCUGUAUAUAUUUUUAAUGAAGCCAAGCUAUCUUUCGUGGAUGCAUGUGUAAUGCUAAUGCUAAGUUGUAUAUUUCUGAGAUAAACAACAACAGAUAAAAUUCAUUCACUGGCCUCUUUAGACUGUUGAUAUUAAUUAAUGACCAGGUUGGUUGAUAUUAAUUAAUCACCAGAUGCUGUUUUUGACAGUGUACACAGUGCUGUUGAAUCCUUGAUUCUGAUUAGUCAGAAGGUGCUGAUAAAUCUUUUUGUAACAGCCGCACUUACAAUAGUUCUGGCUGCAAAUGUUAUAUUAAUGUGCUCAUUACUGUAACAACUUAUGCAGGAAUGGUGAACAUGCCACAUAAACAGAUUUUAAAA
Molecule: messenger RNA, 914 nt
Organism: Pangasianodon hypophthalmus (striped catfish)
Lineage: Eukaryota; Metazoa; Chordata; Actinopteri; Siluriformes; Pangasiidae
Product: small lysine-rich protein 1
Exons: 3
Coding region: 199-462 (87 amino acids)
Source: RefSeq, a predicted model, not a curated record